UGCUGAAGGUCAUGUAAAAGUGGUCAGAGGUAAUGACCAUCUGCUCCUGAAGAGAGAGAGAGAGAGAGAGAGAGAGACAGAGAUGGAGAUUUAACAGAUUGUGCGUCAGCAGACGGGAGUUUGUUAGGAGCAGGAUAAAGGAUUCCACUGGGAAACAUCCACACCGUGUUUUCCAUCAGACCGCAGGAGAGUAAAUCACCAGCAGCGAAGUGAACCAGAGAGACACGGAUAACAGACAGAACUUCACUCAUGCCGGAUGAAAUCACGAUGAUGAUGUGGGAAUAUUUACACAAGUGUCCGCAGGUUUAGAGCAUCACUUCAGGACAUGGAGUUUGGACGGAUUUAUUUACGAUAUAAAAGAGCAGCCCUGCUGUCAUUGAUGUUCAAACUGGGUUUGUUCUGCACCGUCACGUCUGAUGUGUGUCUGUCAUCUCCAUGCCGAAACAACGGCACCUGCGUACCUAGCUUGGGCGGAUACCUGUGUGUCUGCCACCUCACGCCGCCUAUAUAUGCAGGAGUAAACUGUGAGCUUUUAUACAACCCGUGUGAUAAUGCAGGCUGUCCCUCCACAUGCAUCAGCACUCCAGGAACGGAGAACUACACCUGUCUGUGUCCCGACGGGUUUGACGGACCCAACUGCACCCAGAACAUCAAUGAAUGUGAGAGCAGCCCCUGCACAGGGGUCAAGAGCUACUGUGUGGAUGAAGUUAACGGAUAUUCCUGCCACUGUCCCAGCGGAUACAGCGGGGACGACUGCAGGACGAAGGUGCGAGACUGUGCGGAUGACCCGUGCUACAAUAACGCCACCUGUGUGUGGGCACCAGACGGGUACGAGUGCCGGUGUGCGCCGGGCUUUCAGGGUCAAAACUGUGAAGAAGACAUCGACGAGUGUGUGUCGCAGCCCUGCAGGAACGGCGCCAUCUGUCAGGACGGUGUUGAUGUGUAUCACUGCUACUGUGUACCUGGUUUCCAAGGUUACCACUGUGACAUUGACAUCAAUGAGUGCGCAUCCCAACCCUGUGAGAACAACGGGACGUGCAUCAACGGGAAGGACCGGUACAUCUGCGAAUGUCUCAUUGGGUUUACAGGACUGAACUGUGAAGUUGACAUUGAUGAAUGUGAGGCGGACCCCUGUCAGAACGGCGCCACCUGCCACGAUCACGUGGGUCUGUACACCUGUGAGUGUGUGCCGGGAUACGAGGGCAUUAACUGUGAGCUGGACAUCAACGAAUGUGAAAGUUCACCCUGCCAACAUGGAGGGACGUGUCUGGAUAUGAUCAACAGCUAUGAGUGUGACUGCAGCGGCACUGGAUUUACGGGCUCUUUCUGUGAAGAAGACAUACCCGAGUGUGUGUCGGACCCCUGUCAGCAUGGUGCCACCUGUCAGGAAGGAGUUAACCAGUAUACCUGCCUCUGCUGGCCAGGCUACGAAGGCGAGAACUGUGAGCUUGACGUGGACGAGUGUGACACGCGGCCGUGUGAAAAUGGCGGCGAAUGUUUCCAGAGAUCCGACUCCAGACACUACAGAGUUUUGCCGGAACUGGACCGUGAGUUCAGCUAUGAGAGCGCAGCUGGAUUCCUGUGCCACUGCCGCACUGGAUUCACAGGUGAAAACUGUUCAGUUAACGUGAAUGAAUGUGAGUCUGCGCCGUGUGAAAACGGAGGCACCUGUGAAGAUCUCGUCAAUGCAUUUCAGUGCUCGUGUCCUCCGGGGUUCACAGGUGUUGUGUGUGAGAUUAACGUGGACGAGUGUGAGAGCGACCCGUGUCAGAACGGAGCCCUGUGUGAGGACGCCAUUAAUGACUACAUAUGUUACUGUCCAUCUCCUGCGCCGGACCAGCUGCCCUGGGGCGGCCAUGACUGUGACGUCGUAUUGACCGGCUGUGCGGACGACCCCUGCCAGAACGGCGCCACCUGUGUGCCAUCACUGCAUGGAGAUGAGCAUGGACACACCUGCAGAUGCCCUUCUGGUUUUCAUGGUGACACAUGCGAAAUCACCACCACCUUCUCCAUCACAGCGGGAGGUUAUCUGGUCGUGGAGGUUCCGCACCGCAACAGGACCCGCAGGCAGGCGGGAUCGCAAGGGUCGAGCGUCCAGCUGAGGUUCAGGACGACCUUGCCGGAUGUAAUUCUCUUCUACCGGGGAAGCCAAGAGCACUUUUUUAUACUGGAGCUAAUUGGUGGAAAUCUUCUCUCCAGAGCCGAAUCGGGAGACUUAAAGCUCGCUGUGCAGUUAAGUGGGGAUUUCAAUGACGGACUCUGGCGUAAAGUGUCUGUUAGUGUGGAUGAGAGACUGACUCUGACCCUGCUGUCAGAGAACAGGACCGCUGAGGAUGGAGGUCACAACCAGCUUCUGUCCUUCCAGCCGCAGGGUUUGGAGAAAACGUACAUUGGCGGGGUUCCUUCGGAGUACAUCAACAACACGGAGACCAGGAUGGGAUUCGUCGGCUGUUUCGAGGAUCUGCUUGUGGAUUCUCAGCUGGUUCUUCCUCAGAACUUCAGCUCAGAGCCGGACAUGCAGAUGGGCUGCGAGAGGAGCGAACGGUGCCGUCCGGACCCCUGCUCUGAGCGUGGCCGCUGCGUAGAUCUGUGGACCGACUACAUGUGCCACUGCCACAGGCCGUUUUAUGGACACAACUGUUCAGAAGAGCACUCUUCAUGGACGUUCAGUCACGAGCGCAACAGAAGCUUCGCUGCGUUUCCCAUCACCCAGAAGCAUGGCGCUAACCUGACUGUGUCCUUGUGGCUGAAAUCACGUCAGUUAAAUGGUCUGGUCUUUCAGCUCCAGCAUGAGAAUCAAGCAUAUCUCACUCUUUUUCUAAAAAAUGGCUCAAUGUAUAUUGCGAUAUACAACUCCAUCAGAAGGGCCUCCGACUUCCUGACCGAUGGGGAGAAGGUCUUUGUGGCUAUUAAAAAAGAACAAGGCGUUAUAGUAUUUAAUCAAACGCAGCAGAUAUCUGUCAGUUACAGUGAUUUUGAGGUAGAGGCAGGAGAUGUGGCGUAUCUUGGUGGACUUCCUGAAGGCGAGAACAAUGUACCGUGGGGCGGAUAUUUCAAGGGCUGUAUGCAGGACGUCCGCAUAGACGACACACAGCUGUACAUGUACUCGGGGAGCAUCAGCCAGAAACCACAACAUCCAAGCUACUUACCAAGAAACUCGUCUAAUGUGCUGGAGGGUUGUGUGGGCGACCAGACGUGUAAGAUGAAGCCCUGUCAGAAUGGAGGGAAAUGCCGGGUCAUCUGGAAUGACUUUGUGUGCUCAUGUCCGCUGAACUACUCCGGGAAGACGUGUGACACACGUGUGUGGUGUGUUAGUGACCCGUGUGACUCUGGGACUCGAUGUGUGGACUUGCCUGAUGGUUAUGAGUGUUUAGCCAACGCCACAUUUGAGAGUAAUGCUUUGAAGUUCAGUGCCAACGGCUCCUUGUUCGCCCCCGUGACACAUAUCUCAAUGGAGCUGCGAACGCGCGAGGAGAACGGGACGCUGUUACGCGCCUCCAACCGUCUGGAGUUCUUCUGCGUGGGGCUCCUGAACUCCUCGCUGAUCGUGAAGUUUCGCGAGGGUAACAGUCUGGAUGUGCACGCUUUCACCAGCGACGUCCCCGUUUCGGAUGGAGAAUGGCAUCAAGUGGAGCUCUACACGUCCAGCUCGCGGAUCGCAGCGUCCCGUUGGCUCCUCUCUGUGGACGGACAGCCGGCCGGAUCCAGCCUGGCGGCAGCUGGCAGCACAGACUUCUUCAACUUCUCCACCGUGUGGCUGGCGCAGAACUACACCGGCUGUUUGGGCGAGGUCCGGAUCGGUGGGGUUUAUUUACCGUUUUCCGGACGCCUGGAGGAAGAGGCGCCGCAAACGUCACAGUUCAUCCGAGUUGGCGGGAUGGCGGAGCCUCAGCUGGGAUGCACCAGCACCCGCUUGUGUCUUUCCGAGCCGUGCCAGAACAACGGCACGUGCAUGGACCUCUUCAAUCUCUUUGACUGCAAAUGUGCCCCGGGAUGGACGGGCGAACGCUGCCAGGAGAACGUAGACGAGUGCAGCCAACGGCCCUGCGUCCGGGGACAAUGCCGGGAUCUGCCGGGGGACUAUGUGUGCGAGUGCCCUGCCGGAUACAGUGGGAAGAACUGCCAGGAGGAGGUGGACAAAUGCCAGGAGCAUCGCUGUGAGAACGGAGGCUCCUGUGUGGCUGCAGUCACGGGAUACACCUGCGUCUGUCCACCUGAUCACACGGGCCCGCUCUGCCAAUGGCGUUUCCCUCGUCGUCAGUGUGAAGUGGAUUCAGAGUGUGAGAAUGGCGGCACUUGCACUGAGGGAUUCUGGGGAACGAACUGUACCUGCAAACGAGGGUUCAGUGGAGAGAGAUGUGAAGUGGAUAUAGAUGAAUGUGAGUCGGACCCUUGUCUUAACGGAGGCACGUGUGUAAACAGAGCCAGUCACUACUUCUGUGAGUGUGUGUCGGACUUCAGCGGAGAAAACUGUGAGAAUACGAAGCAGCUGCAGAUGGAGCGCGUCCCGUGGCUGGUGGUGGCCGUCCCGCUGGCGUGUCUCGCCGUCCUGCUGGCAGCGGUGGGGUUGGUUUGCAUGGUUCUCACCACCCGGAAGAAGCGGCAGUCGGAGGGCACCUACAGCCCCAGUCAACAGGAAGUCGCAGGAGCCCGGAUGGAGAUGGGCAGCGUGCUUAAAGUGCCUCCAGAAGAAAGACUGAUCUGACAUUGGUUGCCACACUUGUAACCAUGUCAUUUUAACAUUUGAAAGAGGCAAAGCCAACAGGUGUGGCUUUUAUGUGUCAAGGCACGUUGAGCAGAGCUUCGUGUGCCUUCGGUGGAAGGACAGUGGAGAAAAACCCGGCGGUUCUCCAUGGGUUCACUACAAAUAUGAAUGUGCACUGCAAAAAAUGAGUGUUUGUCUUGUUUUCCACUACAAAUAUCUAACUUGAGGGUUACAUUUACUAAAGAAGCAAAAUGACUUAAGAUAUUAAGUCUUUUUACUGAAAAAUUGAGGUGAGGUAAAAAAAAAAAAAAUCUUGUUUCAGGGUUCGUACAGUCAUGAAGUUUUGGAAAAACAAACAAACAAACCCAGAAAGUCAUGGAAAUUUAUUUCACAAAUGUCUGUAUACAAGAAUAAAUGUUUAAUUGAUAAUAUUGGACACAUGAUAAUACUUAUCGUUACAAUAUACUAUGAUAAAUUUGAACAUGGAUGUUUAUUCUUAUUUUACUUGAAUACAUAGACUUUCAUGGAACAAUAGGUCAUGAAUAUUCAUGGAAAAGUAAUUGAAAUUUACUGGUAAAAAUGUGUUUGAAUGCUGUUGUUUUCCCUAUUCUCCUAUUCUUAAUUUUGAUGACUUUUCUCAGAAAGCAAGACUUAAAAUUUAAGUCAUUUUGCAUCUCAAGUAAACAUAUUUUGAUUUGAAAAAGACUAAGCAAGAAAAACAUUUUUGCAGUGCGAGAAAUAUAAACUGUGAUCACUUUCCGUAUAUACAAUCAUUUCAUUCAUAGUUUUCAGUCAUGUGACUGAAAACAGGCCUGUCAAUUAUCAAUUUGUCAAGCCACUAAUAUUUAGAUCAUCUUGCUAAAGAAGAAAAAUAAAGACGUGAACAAACUGCAAGUUUUGGGCACUUGCGAAUCAUAUACAGCAUCUUCCUCACAAAAAACAGCUGACAUUUUAAAACACUUAACUUGAUCGGUGACAAUAGCCUCGUGGGCAGCACCUACAUGUAGCGCGCAGUUGCGUUCAGGCAUCCCGAGUUCGAGUCCCCAAAUUUCUUUGUUCUGCUGUACAAAAAAGGAAGAUAUUUGGAAGAAUGUUUGUAAUGUUUGCCCCCCAUUGACUGCCAUAGUAGGAAAGAAAGAUACUAUGGUAGUCAACGGGGGUGAGAUCUGUUUGGUUACAAGCAUUCUUCCAAAUAUCUUCCUUUGUGUACAACAGAACAUAUAAAUUUGGAGACUCGAACUUGGGACGCCUGAAGCGCAACUGCGCUACAUGUCAGUGCUGCCCACAAGGCUAUUGUCAUGUGGUAUCAUGCUUUGCAGCAUCAGGGUUUAAUUAAUGGUACUUGUGUAUAAUGUAGCUUGUGGACAAAGGUGUAAAUACACUGUUAUUGUACCUAAAUGUGGCCAUCAUUUAAUAUUUUUCUUCCUCAUGUAUAAUGAAAAGCAUCUACUUAUGCUAACAAGUACAAGAGUAUGAUAUCAUUGAACAUGAGACACAAAUACUAAAACUAAAAUGUGAUAUUUUAUUAAUGAUUGCAAAGAAUAGAAAGAUAUUUUAAACACAGUAUUUUGUAUGUCAAAAGGCCUUUAAAUAGAGGCAUGUUUUGGGAUGUGUUUUAUAUAUAUAUAUAUAUAUAUACAAAAAAUUGAAGCAUACACUGUGUGCCUUGCUGAUAUACUCAAAAAAUCAAGAAUUUUGUUUUCAGAAUCCACUUUUUUUCUUUUUCUCCAUUUCCUUUAGCAAGGUUUUUAUAAAAUGCGUUUUGUGACAAAUGUUAUUCUACACUGGAUUGAUUUUAGAUAAGUUGAUCAAAUGAUGUAACAGAUAUAAUGAACAGAACAGAAGGUUUCUCUGUGUAAACGGUCAGUAUUUUGGUUAAAUCCACUUGUGUUUCCACUGGAUUGACAGAUACAGUAUUCUGUGUUUCUCUGCUGUUACAGUAUUACUGUGAGAUGAUGACUUUGUAUAUUUUUAUAUUAUGUUGUGUCAUUUAUACUGUUUCUUUCUACUUGAUGUACAUUUUUAAAUCUUAUUAGAAGACAAAACCGUCAUUUUAUAUUGCUGUAUGUGACAUUACUGAAUGUGGCGUUUGAGUGGGUGAAAAAUUAAAAUUUAUUUAAUUUUAUUACAUGAACCAUCCAUCUGCAAAUGCAACUGAGCUCAUUUCUCUUUAUUUUUUUUUUUUUCAUUUUUCACUCAAACUGUAAAAUGUAAGUAAAAUGUAACUGCAAUAAGGUUCCAUUAGUUAACAAUGGUUAAUACAUUAACUAACAAAGAGCAAUACAUGCAUUUAUUAAUCUUUGUUAACGUCAACUUUUCACUGUUAAUUCAAGUCAGCUCAGGUCCAUUAAAUAAUACAAUCAGAUACAACUUUUGAUUUUAAUUAUGUAUUAGUAAAUGUUGAAAUUAACAUCAACUAAGAUUAAUAAAUGCUUUAGGCAUAUUAUUUAUUGUUCGUUAAUGUUAACUAAUAUGGUCAACUAAUGUUAACAAAUAGAGCCUUAUUGUAAAGUGUUACCAAAAUGCAAGUAACUUUGGAUAAAAGUUUCUUUAAAAUACAUAAACAUAAUGUGUGAAAAUCCAA
Molecule: messenger RNA, 7289 nt
Organism: Ctenopharyngodon idella (grass carp)
Lineage: Eukaryota; Metazoa; Chordata; Actinopteri; Cypriniformes; Xenocyprididae
Gene: crb2b
Product: crumbs cell polarity complex component 2b
Exons: 13
Coding region: 326-4705 (1459 amino acids)
Biological process (GO): heterophilic cell-cell adhesion; establishment or maintenance of epithelial cell apical/basal polarity
Cellular component (GO): plasma membrane; protein-containing complex
Molecular function (GO): calcium ion binding
Source: RefSeq, a predicted model, not a curated record